Molecule: messenger RNA, 1439 nt
Organism: Hydatigera taeniaeformis
Lineage: Eukaryota; Metazoa; Platyhelminthes; Cestoda; Cyclophyllidea; Taeniidae
Source: the annotation of a GenBank genome assembly
ACGCGGUUCCUUCAUUGGAGGAUAUAUGUGUCAGAUGGAUAACUAAAAAUCUGAACCAAGUAAUUACAAAAUGUUCAGAUUGCAUUGAACCUAAAUAUGUCUGGCGCUUCCCUUACCCGGACUGUCGUAUCGUGGCACGACCAGCUGAGAAAAUUCUUCUUAAAUUAUGCAAGAGGCAGAUUUUGCGGGAUGAUUAUCUCAGUCUAUUCUCUGUAAAAUAUGUUGACCUUGUCUCACCUGUUCUUCGUGACGUCUCCGUCAGCCCAUCCACCUUGCGUGUUCUGCGUGACUUUAAGCUUUACAACUUGACAGCAACCAGUUUGAAGCAGACAAGUCUCAACAGCCUUAUCAGUUGCUUGAGUGAAGCUUCAGCGGAAAGUUUGGUGUCACUUAAUGUGACGAAUACUGCUAUUGAAGAAAAUAAGCUGCCUGUGAUCAUCUCUCUGGGCCGCCUUAAAAACCUUCAAGCUCUAAAUGUUAGUCGAACAAAAUUUACCACAGAGUGUCUACAAAACGCCGUCAAACUUCUUCCUCGCCUUCGGUAUCUUAACAUCUCACGGACAAACAUUAACAAUAUAUCCGCUCUGUUGGAUCUGCGGGACACUCUCACAGGGCUUAUUAUGCACAGACUCAAUUUGGACAGCAGGCAAGUCCUCGAACGGGUCCUGUCAACAGUGCUUGAAUUGAAAGAACUGCGAGUGCUUGAUGUCUCAUCGGCUUCGGAUAGGGACAAGCCCCGUCUUCCUGCAGUCGAUCGUUUGUGUGCGCCCGGAGCCCUUCCUCACCUGACUCACUUUGAUAUUUGCGGAAAUCAGUUUAGCCUGAAAUUGAGUGAUGUCAGAAAUUUCAUCGCGAAUCACCCAAAUCUUGAGUUUCUCGGUCUCGCAGCAUGGCCAUCUCGUCAAAAUCAUGAAUUGGAGGGUAUCUACCAGCUUUCUUUGAAGUAUCCAAACAUCACGAUGCUUGGUGAUCGAGGUGAGAAACCUCUUUUGAAUACACUGACAAGGAACAAGGACCGUCGGAUUUAUCUUCAAAACGCAUUUCACAACAUUUUUGAGGAAACAAUCUCGCGAGAAUGGCUGAAUCCCGACCUUCUGGCUGCCGUGUUGCGAGUAAUGAGACUGCAUAUGAACAAGCAGGAUAUGAUUCUGGCGGGUACGGCAGUCGUCUAUAACCUAACUCGAGGUGAGCAAUCAGCGUAUCUCCCACUAGAACUGCUCAACCGAGCUGUCAGCAUCACUCUCAUGUCCAUUGAACAUCAUCAGGGACAGGUGCAGUUGUUGAAGAACUGUUUUCUCACUUUAUGCAGUGACAAUGUCCUUCACAGAGCUCAAUUCAGUUGCAAACGGUGUUGCGAAUUGGUGUUCAGAAGUCUCAUCAAGUUCAAUGAUAUUCACAUGAAACGUAUGGGUGUAGCAAUCAUCUCCAUCCUAGCUGCU